AUGCGCCUUUUGGAUCCAAUUGUAAAUAUGCUUUACAGAUUCCUUCUCCACGUGACUUUCGACUUGGCCGGGAACUCUGUCACCUUUCCUUGGCCGGAGCGCACGGUUCCUUACCGCUUCAACGAAAACAUCACGUUAGCGAUGCGUCUGAUCAUCUUGGACGCCAUGUACGAGAUCGAAGGCUACAGCUGCGUCAGGUUUGAGCGCUACGACCCCGAAGCAGGCGAUGGGAAAGCCUUCUUGGACAUCGUGGCUUUGGAGGUGCGGUCCUGCUAUGCUAGCCUCGGCUAUCGCCCUAACGAGCAAAUGAUCUUGGGUCUGCACCAAACGGGCUGCAAGAAAAGGUCAGUAGUGAUUCACGAGCUCCUGCACGCGCUCGGCAUGCAGCACACGCACCAGCGCAACGACAGGAACGACCACGUGGAGAUCUACCGCGGCAACAUCAUGCCUGAGUAUCUAAACUAA
Molecule: messenger RNA, 465 nt
Organism: Penaeus indicus
Lineage: Eukaryota; Metazoa; Arthropoda; Malacostraca; Decapoda; Penaeidae
Product: zinc metalloproteinase nas-14-like
Exons: 1
Coding region: 1-465 (154 amino acids)
Biological process (GO): proteolysis
Molecular function (GO): zinc ion binding; metalloendopeptidase activity
Source: RefSeq, a predicted model, not a curated record